AUGGGGGUCGAAACACUCACUAUGAUAUCGGCGACGCCCUCACCGUUCGCACGCAUGAAUCGCAUCGCGUUACACGAGAAGGGCAUCCCUUUUGAGCUGCAGAACGAGGUCCCGUGGGACAGCACCACGGCCACUCGAAAUUAUAACCCACUGGAAAAGCUUCCCAUCUUGCUCUUUCCAGACUCGGAGAACCAGGAACCAGUCUAUGACUCCGCUCAUAUACAAAACUUCAUCGUGACGAAGUAUGCCGACAAAUCGCCAAAAUUGGUCACUGGCGACAUCAAUCUUGAUCUCAAAGCACGUCAACUCCUGACUCUGUCCGAAGGCGUCCUUGAUGCCUUUGUUCUCAUUUUUUGGGAGUCAAAACGACCAGAAAACAAGCAGAGCGCAGAAUGGUUAGCGCGUCAACAGCGCAAGAUUGACGGUGGGCUUGCUGCUUUCGAGAGUUUGUGCCAAUCGCGGCAGCCAAAGUCGAGUGAGUACAUUAUUAACGACACGUACACCAUCGCAGAUAUCGCGAUCGCUUGUGCGACUGCGCAGAUUGAUUUUGGUAGUAUGCGUCCUGGGUGGAGGGAGAAGUAUCCAGAACUGGCUAAAUGGUACACGAAGAUGGAAGAAAGAGACACAUUCAAGAAGACGUAUCCCGUAAUGUUUGAGGUUAAGGACAGUGUAGUGUGA
This is a messenger RNA of Lithohypha guttulata, 678 nucleotides long. RefSeq lists its product as uncharacterized. NCBI's taxonomy places the organism in Eukaryota, Fungi, Ascomycota, Eurotiomycetes, Chaetothyriales, Trichomeriaceae. The coding region runs from base 1 to 678 and encodes 225 amino acids. The transcript is spliced from 3 exons. The record is from RefSeq and is a predicted model, not a curated record.